Molecule: messenger RNA, 915 nt
Organism: Corylus avellana
Lineage: Eukaryota; Viridiplantae; Streptophyta; Magnoliopsida; Fagales; Betulaceae
Source: RefSeq, a predicted model, not a curated record
AUGUGUGAUCCGCUUGCUAAAGAUGAUGAAGAUAAAUCAAUGCAAGAAAGGCAAGAUCUCUUAACUGGAGCGUCGUCGUUUUCAAGGGGAGCGUGUAAAAAAACAUGGGAUGUAAAGACAAAGGGUGAUGAACUCGAGACUGACGACGGAGGGAGGCAGGGUACGAUCCCUCAUGAUGGAGGAGGAGAAGGAAAGUGGCAGGGCCUUCAGCCACUGGUGGUGGGCUCUGGCCAGUGGUGCCCAGUUGGGUUGGGUCGUUUUGUCGUACAGAAGAGGCUGUGCCGGGCAAUCAGUCCUCAUGACCUUAAAAGCCUUCGCUGUUGCCUCCCUCUUCGUCGGCGCCGGUGCCUCCGCCUCCAUAUCAGUGCUACAUGCCUCCGGCAUCUACAAGGUGCACUGGAGCCUAAAUGCGAGGAGUUAAUCAUUGACAUUCCACCAAUUGAGGAAUGGCCCAAGUGCUACAUUUACAAGGUUCCCAAGAAGCUUCAUAUGGUAAAGGAAAAAGCCUACACUCCUAAGUCAGUUUCAAUUGGCCCAUUUCAUCACAAGCUUCAAGAAUCGAGGGGCGUGAAAAUGCAAAAACUGAAAUAUUUAAAGAAAUUUUGUUUGCGGACCGGGAAGAGCCAGAAGGAUCUUGCAAGCAUCAUUGAGAAAAAAGAAGAAAAAAUCCUUACGCAAGAGUCACAUUUGAGUGAUGUAUGCUUCUCUUACGUCAUUGAAUGUAACGUUUCCCUUGGCAUUCAUUUAUUUCACAGAAAACUAGUUUUCUGUGAAAUAAAGACUUUUCUUAGCUCCCAUUAGUUGGGACCAUGUGUUUAUGAUCUACUUGUUUUUUUUUUUUUUUGAAUAGGAAUGAUCUACUUGUUGGUUUGUUGGAGGAUGGAUAUUGUUAUUUCAACACCAAAUAUUUGCAGG